GUUUGUUUGUCGCUCACAGUAGUCUUCAUAUCAGCGUGUUGAUUAUUUCAAUACAAAAUCGCUUUUCUUUCCAGUAAUCAUCUAGCAAUCUCUUUCGAAUUUCACAAAGUGGCAAAGGACACACUUCAGCCUUGUGUAGGAAAAUGUCCGAAAAGUAUCUUCGACAGCAAAAUCUGGUGCUUCUUCCACCGGAACAACCGAAAUACACGACACGUGAUUGGGAUGCGAACAACCGUCGCCAGAAUGUGUUCUCACUGGAGCAGCAAGCAUUAGCGGAUCGUGUCAUAAGUGAAAGUGAUCGAAUAAUCGAUGAGACCAAGCAUACGACGGAGGAGAGCAAGAGUGAGGUAGACUUCCGGCUGAAGGAACGCAUCGAGGACAUUCAAUUCCGGCGCGAUGAGUUACAGCAGCAGAAGAAGGACGCUCACAUCGAGGAGGAAGCGCUGAAGGUGUACAAACGUCGUACGAUCGAUGCAAUCAAUACGCUGCGAGAGAUUGCCGUGCCGCUCUGUCAGAAGUGUAUUGUACUGCGGGAAAAUCGACAAGGAGCCGACCUGGUGAACGAUGCCGUUGAUCGCGAACUGCGCAAGGAGCUGGACGUGACGGAGGGUGGAAUAGCGCUGCUGGAGAAGGUGUUGGAGCAAAGUGUGGAGCAGAUCCGACGAUUGCGUGCGACCAUCUAUCUGCUCGAUCGGGACCUGGCGGACAAGGAUCGGUCGAUCAAGAUCGAUGCUAAAAAUCUCGAACUACGCCCAAACCAGAUGGAGUUGAAGAUUUAUGCCGGCAGGGUGCCGUUGGAUCCUUACAACUCAACCGACGAGGAAUGGAUUAUGGUAACGAACAGAAAUAUAGAGGCAACUGCGAAGGAGAUAAACUCCGCCCAACCGCUCCGAUCGUACGUCGAUCAGCUGCUGCGCCAGGUAGCGGAAGACAUCCGGACACAGGUCGAACGGACGAAUGCCGCAUUCCGGGAGCGUGUGGCCGAGAUGCGCUACACCAAGAUUAAGCUCGAGAACGUCCACAAGGAAACGGUACGGCAGGUGAACGAGCUGACACGCACCGUUACGCGGCUGGAGCGUGAAAUCGCCGAAAAGGAAGGUUAUGUGGCGCUCGCCCAAACACGUCUGGCCAACCGAUCAACGCGGCCCGGUAUCGAACUUUGUCGGGACAAUGUUUACGAAGGGUUAAAGAACGAAUUGGCCGCACUGCGUGAAACGAUCGCAAAGUUGGACGGAAGUUUGGUCAAGUCGAAAGCUACACUGCGCUAUCUGCUCAACACGCAAGUGAUGCAGGAGGAAGAAAUUAACCUUAAAACCGAAUCCCUGCGCAUCGACGAGGUUGACUGUAUCACUAUGAGAGAAAGCUUUAAAUUCCAGUCAUUUUAAGUUACUACUUUUGGGACCAAAAAUGGUAAAUAAAGGCACCGACCACUUUCGAAAUCGCUGCAAAAGGUUUAA
Molecule: messenger RNA, 1457 nt
Organism: Anopheles funestus (African malaria mosquito)
Lineage: Eukaryota; Metazoa; Arthropoda; Insecta; Diptera; Culicidae
Product: tektin-1
Exons: 3
Coding region: 144-1385 (413 amino acids)
Biological process (GO): cilium assembly; cilium movement involved in cell motility
Cellular component (GO): microtubule cytoskeleton; nucleus
Source: RefSeq, a predicted model, not a curated record